Lytechinus variegatus (green sea urchin) is the source of this 4309-nucleotide messenger RNA. RefSeq names its product NACHT, LRR and PYD domains-containing protein 12-like. The coding region runs from base 619 to 3930 and encodes 1103 amino acids. Gene Ontology annotation, molecular function: protein binding. The transcript has 13 exons. NCBI's taxonomy places the organism in Eukaryota, Metazoa, Echinodermata, Echinoidea, Temnopleuroida, Toxopneustidae. Gene Ontology annotation, biological process: signal transduction. The record is from RefSeq and is a predicted model, not a curated record.
UUACAGUCAAUUCAAUCAGAUUGAGUCCUGGCUAACAACUAUAAACACAUCGAUAGAAUUAAUGUUGCCAAGAUUUUAUCAACAGUUUAAACCUGAAUAGAACUUCGCGAUGACGCAUAGUGUGAUUAUACGUUCAGACCAAUAAUGUCUUUCUUCUAAGCAUUUGUGUGAAUAUUUUCCAAGAUAUUGUUUAAAACAACAUAUCUAAAUUACCCGCCUAGUUGACGUUCGUCAUAAUACUUUGCUAUCUACGGUACUGACGGCCGAAUCGACUCUCCACUGACGUUCUGGGAUCAUCACUGCAACAUGUGCAAGUUCAUCCAAAACAAUUCACUGGUGGUCAUUGUUAUCAUCAUCAUGGAGACAUCCAAAUGCUGAGAUGUUGAUCAAGUGAUCAGAAUCAGUCGUUAACUUAAACAACAAGAUCUACUGGCGUGACUGGAUACCUAAUCAUGCUAAUCGAGUUCUGAAAUGGACAUCUUACGACAGAAAGUUUCGUCAAGUUCAUCACGAAUCACGUCAGGUUGAUGUUGGCCUACGACUGGGCCUGGGAAGAAUGAUCAGAUAAUACUACAGCUGCAGGUUAUGAUGCAGAAUUUGUGUGGGUAGACCUAUUGAAUGAGAAUGGAAAUGGAAAAGAAAGAUAGAAGUUCUGUCACCGAAGAAGAAUUUUUGAGAUUGGCCCAGCUCAUCCCACCGAGGUACUAUUCAGAUUUAGGGAUACAUUUGGGAAUCUCAUCUGCUGAACUUGAUCAUAUCAUUGUCCAACAUUCAUUGAAUUACAAGGAUGCAUUGAUGACAAUGUUCACACGGUGGAGAGAUGAACAACAUCCAGAUGAAGAUAUCAGAGCUCUUCUUGCAGAAGGAUUAGAAAAGAGUGACUUAGGGGGAUUGUCCAAAGAACUUCUAGCUGGGAAUCUAAUCCAGAAAACAACAGAUGUCAGACAAACAACUGCAACAACUUCAAGAGCAUCAACUUCAACAGGAGCAGUAGACAUGUCAGCAUUACCACAUACCAUCAGUGGGAGAGAAUUUUUGAUGUUGUCAACAGAGAUCGGCCCAAGUUACUACAAGAAAGUUGGCAUUAACCUGAAUAUCUCCAUUGUAACCCUUGAUAAUAUCAAGGAGCGUACCCGAGAUAACUGCGAUGCAAUUAUGACAGUAUUCACAAGAUGGAGGGAUAAACAGCUUCCAGACACAAACAUCAGGGCUCAUCUUGCAGAGGCUUUACAAAAGAGUGGUCUAGUGUUGCUUUCUCAGAAACUGAUUAUUGGAAAUCUAUUGACAGAGUCGACAGGUGCACCUGCGACAAUUCCAGUAUCAGAGACCAAACCACUUACCCCUGACCUGAUUAAGAGAUGUAAAGAUGAGCUCCAAGACAAGUACAGGACUGAUUUCUGUAUGAUAAGAGCUGAUCCACUAGAUCCUGAUUCUAUUGUGCCAUUCAUAGAUAUGUACACAAGCCUUUUCUUGGAAGAAGAAAAACGAAAGAAAAGGAAUAAACUUGAGUACAAGGAUCUCUUUAAUCUCAAAGUCAACGGCAUCUUCCCCAAACGGAUCAUGAUCCAAGGAGAGGCAGGGGCUGGAAAGACCACAUUCUUGGCUAAGAUUGCAUGGGACUGGAUAAACGAUAGUCCAGAUCUGUCAAAGUUUGUGUGGGUACUCAUUAUCCCUCUGCGUGAAGCCAAGCGAUACACAAUUGGUCAGAUAGUUAAGUCCUAUCUCUCAAAGGACAACCCAGCAACAGCCUGUCAGAUCACCGAGUACAUCCGUUCAAAUCCAGAAAAGGUAUUCAUUGCCUGUGAUGGAUUAGAUGAGUUUAGUGGCAAGGUUGUACAGCACUCUGAAACCAAGCAAGGUUCAGAAGGUGCUCAGUCAGAGUUCAAAGUUGGAUCAGAAACAAGUCCAGCAAGUAUAUCUAUGCACACAAGAACUAACACCGAACUAAAUGUACGUUCUUUGGAGAGAGGUGAUAUCACAGUUGAAGAUAUUCUUCGCUCAGAUGAACUUCGUACUUGCCCUGUGAUGGUGACAAGCCGUCCAUGGAAGGCCAGAGAAAUAAGAGAGAGCAGUAGUUUAAGAAAUCAAUACACAUUCAUCCAUGUCGAAGGCUUUAGCAGAGAGAAUGCAAAGGUUUACAUUUGCAAUUACUUCAAAGACACUGAGGCUACAGCAGAUGAAUUCAUCCAAUUGUUUGAAAGCAAUGAUAUCAUAUCAGAGAAUAUGGCACGAUAUCCUAUCUACAUUUUUAUGCUCUGUCACAUGUGGAGAGAACUUGAUGACAACAAGAAAGAAGAGUUGAAGGCUUUUCAAACAUUCUCUGAAAUAUUCUGUGAAGUGUUUGAAUUCCUAAAGGUGUGUUAUGUCCAGAAAGAGAUCCAAGAUCUAAGGAGUCCAUCAUUUAAUACCCAUCGCUCUAAAAUUGAAAAACUCAUGGAACCAGUUGCCAAAUUGGCAUUUACUGGACUGCUAUCGAACAACCUUAUUUUCAAUGAAGAAGAUCUUGAACAGUACUCAGACUCUGUGAAAACAGCAUGCAAAGUAGGGGUGUUGUCACAGGAGAAUAAGCUCUCAUCCAUUCAUGAUAAGAGCAGACCGUUCCUGCAGUCAACAUUCUUCUUUCCUCAUAAACUAUUCCAGGAGUACAUGGCUGCAGUCUAUCUUGCUUCUCUCUAUGAUUCAGAUCGCAAUGAAUUUAAGAGGCUGAUUGAGGAAGUAGUGAUCCCUAGGAAGGAAGAGUUUAGGUAUCUCCUGUACUUCACUGUGUCUAAGGACAAAAAUAUUGCCAAUUAUAUCACCACAUGUCUGCUACCACAGUACCCCCAUAGCCAAGAUAAGAAGGAGAUGAAUUUCUUGGUUGAUGUAGCUUUUGAGAGUCAGGAUGAAGAUACCAACGCCAUGCUUCGGAAUUCAGUAUCAUCUCUGUCCAUCCGUGUUAAAGACACACACACUAUAGCUGGUUAUGCAUCCACUGAGAUAUAUUCAAAGGCGAUCGAUAUGAGUGUUGGUGAAUUUGGAUCUCCUUGCUGCGGACCAGGUAUAUCAAAAGAGGUUGCAGUGAUGAUAUGCUCAGCACCGUCACUAAGGGAUGUUCAACUGGAGGCAAGGUUUCACCCUACCUUCUAUGAAACUCUUGCCAGAGAAGGAAGGAAAGCCGCAGUCCAUACUCUUGAGAUUGAGAAUGAUAAGCCUCUAUCAUCAGCCUCUUCACAUCACCUUGUAGAAGCUGUAUGCUCCCUACCUAACCUGACUAACCUGACACUGAGUGGAGUUUGUGACCAGGAGGAGUUCUGUUCUCAUCUGAAUGAGAAGGCUUCAACCUUGAAGGUCCAUACUCUUGAGAUUGUGAAUGUUGAGCCUCUAUCAUCAGCCUCUUCACAUCACCUUGUAGAAGCUGUAUGCUCCCUACCUAACCUGACUAACCUGACACUGAGUGGAGAUUGUGACCAGGAGGAGUUCUGUUCUCAUCUGAAUGAGAAGGCUUCAACCUUGAAGGUCCAUACUCUUGAGAUUUGGAAUAAUAAGCCUCUAUCAUCAGCCUCUUCACAUCACCUAGUAGGAGCUUUAUGCUCCCUACCUAACCUGACUAACCUGACACUGAUAGGAGUUUGUGACCAGGAGUUCUAUUCUCAUCUGAAUGAGAAGGCUUCAACCUUGAAGGUCCAUACUCUUCAGAUUGAGAAUAUUAAGCCUCUAUCAUCAGCCUCUUCACAUCACAUAGCAGGAGCUGUAUGCUUCCUACCUAACCUGACUAACCUGACACUGAGUGGAGUUUAUGACCAGGAGGAGUUCUGUUCUCAUCUGAAUGAGAAGGCUUCAACCUUGAAGGGUUCUUUCCCUCAGAUCAGCAAAGGAAAUUUCAUAUUCAAUGAAGAGCCUCAGAAGGAUCUUCAAUCAUUCUUACAAGCAGUCAGUGACGAGAAACGGUAGGUGAACUAAUAAACUUAUAAAGCUAAAGGUGACCUCUUCACUCAGGCUGAUACAACCUAGAUAUGAUCAAUGUAUAAACAGUUCUUAUACUGCUCAUUAAUAUGAUCAUUACAAUGGGCCAACUCAUUUAUAAAUGUAUGACAAAUGAAAUAAUUGUACCUAAAUGGUCAUGAAAUGGCUUUUGUAGAAAUAUGCUCCAGGCAUACGAUAAUUGUACCUAAACUGGUCAUGUAAAUGAAAUAACUAUUUACAGUACUAAUUUAUAAUUAUGAGGAACAUAAUGAUUGCAAUUAAACUCAUCGCGUUGUGGUCUAGUGGUUCUGACUCUCGCCUUUCAAACAGGGUCGUGGGUUCAAAUUCUAGCCAUGGCGUGUUUUCC